Molecule: messenger RNA, 5818 nt
Organism: Fusarium odoratissimum NRRL 54006
Lineage: Eukaryota; Fungi; Ascomycota; Sordariomycetes; Hypocreales; Nectriaceae
Exons: 5
Coding region: 551-2767 (738 amino acids)
Source: RefSeq, a predicted model, not a curated record
ACAGCUCCUAGACAUCUCUUUAGUUAAAAGUCCAAACUGCUUCUGGAGAGCCAGAGAGUAGCACAGGUGGUCAACGUCCCUUUUAAUGCAGGUACUCUCCCCAGACUUAUCUCACGCCAUGACCUUCCGGUCUUCUUGACUUUGCUUCAACACCCCUCCGCUGGUCCCUCGGUUGAACUGUUUCCUCUUCGCUUCUUGUUGUCUCCUUUCGCCCCCGCUAUCCCGGCGGUUCACACUCCAAAAACCCACUCUCGGUAGGCGUGGUUCUUUGCCUUGAAGCGAACCACUCUACUGGUAUCUCAUCAAUAGGCUCUCAGUUCGACGCGCCGCAACGGUUGUGCGUCGCCCCUGGGGCCCGGCGGCUCUGAUCAUCAAACGUCUGGCAUCGCUACUUGUUACCGCCGCCCGCUGCCGCUGGCCUUCCGUGGUGUUCUGAUCCGGCUGACUCCGAAACCAUCGUACUGUAAGGUCUUGUUCUCUCAUCUCUCCCAUUAACUAUAGCACGGCCCAUCGGACUUGUCCCCGGCGUUCCCUGCAACGAGCCGUCCAAAUGGAGAGUUCACCAGAAUCAGUCCGUCCGGUGAAGCGCGUCAAAUACGCGCGACAAGACGAUGCGAUCCCACUGAAUAUAGCCACAUCUAGCAUCAGGGCCUCCGACAGCGCUGACGGAUCCCUGGUUACUGAUGUCCCUUUAUUCGAAAAUACAUGGCCCAUGACAACGGGAGUAUCGUCUCCCUCAGAGGUCCUAUUCAACCUUCCCGAGGACCUUGGCAAUUCGUGGGCCCCAGCUUUUACAGGUAAGGAAGUGAACCUGUUGUCACUCACUAUCCACCUCACCUCACCCACCUUUCCUUAUGGCUCUACCUUCUCGGAAACUCUUCAGAUCCUAACUCUGACCCGUUGUCCCUGUCAAAUCCCUGUGGAGGAUCUUGAAGUCAGAUGGGUCUCCGAUGAGAGGUGUAACCAUGGGCAGAAAGGAGAUGAGAGAGAACAUGUUGCACCCACCCACCCCGCUCUUACUCCCACCCUCACCCCGUUGCACAAUCCGACUGAGAAUCCAUCUUCCAUCCAUCAUGUUCCCGACUUUGUUCCAAUUCCUGCCGAGAAGAUCAAAACUACCCGUCGACCCGAUCAUGCCAUGGUAGACUAUCAAGUCCGUGAGCUGACGUUCCAUUCAGCACCCCAGCCUGCGUUGAAUCUUCAGGUAGCCACAGCACCUCAACCUCAACCUCAACCUCAACCUGAGCCACCUCGCUCUCAGGCCCAGCGACUGCCUCGCCUCUUGCCUGCGGUGCACGAUGCUCUUCCAGAGCGGGCUGUUGAACCGCAAGACUCGAAGAAGAGAGGCCUGGCACCAGUAGAAGGGCUCGUUGUAAGUCCGUUCACCGCGAAUGAGGACCGACUGAUUGUGUCUGCCUAUCCUCGCUAUGCUCGCCCUGAGAAUGGACAGGUGAAUGGGUAUGUUAAAUUUAACUGGCCUUCGCGAGCUCCGUCGAGACGACCGUCUGGCCCUGUACCACUCCCACCAGAGGAUGACGUUGAGGACAUAACGUCCAACGUAACGCGAUCGCACACUGCUGGUCGCACUCCAACCAUAAUAACUCUGGUUAACCCUGGGCCUGCCGUGUCUUCCGCGCCAAAUGGGACUAUUUCGCCCAUGGACCUAGAGGGAGGAUGGGGAAGUACUUCAUCGCCGAUAUUGAUGGCAGGUUCUCCAGUUUCCGUUCAAGACACUUCACAAAUCCUGGUAGCUGGCGACCCGAAAAUGCUGCCUCCUCAGUUCGGAUUCCAAGCAAAAAUGGAUCAUAUCGACAGACGAUUGUUUGAGUUCUAUAUCAAGAACUGGUGUCCAGGAAGGAGUGUGCUUAGCAACACAAAUCUGUGGUUAAAGGAUCUGGCGCCGAUGCAUAAGAACGAAGGUAUUCUCCACGCUAUUCAGAGUCUUGCCGGGGUGUACAUCUAUGAUUAUAUACCGGAUGAGCGCAUCCGACAGCGGAUCAAUCAGCGAUAUGUCACGGCAGAUCAAUAUUUCAGCACACUCCUCAAUGCACCUGAAAGCAGGGAAAAUGGUAAAGGGCAGGAGGUCAUCACCAUGGCCGUGCUUCUUUCAAUGCAGGAUAUUGUCCUCACGGAACGACGACUCAAGAAGCCGUACAACCCACGAUGGCUGGAAGGAUUCAGGCAAGGCGAAUACUUUCUGCAAGCAACAGACCCUGGUGCUCGCUACUGGAAAAACAACAACGUCCAGUACAACGAACUUCGCAUCUCUCAGUCAAUCAUCGUUGGCCGGGCAGUGAUUCUGGCUCAACCUAUGAUGGCCCUUCCAUCACCAGAGACUUUCAACCCUGAGGCUGAAGCAGGCAGGUUCAGCUGGCUCCUCUAUGGAACAGAGAAGGAUAUGUUUGAAAUCCAUGGAGGAUGUGGCUUUUCGAAGAAACUGUUGCAUCUUAUGAGCCAAGUAACGUAUUGUGCAGGUCGAUUGCAGCAAGAGCCCGAAUCCACCAUCGUUCCAAUCACGGCAAAAUUUCUUUUGCGCGAACUAUCAGAAAUGCGCCAAUGGAGCCGUGAGGGCAAAGACUGGGAGCUGGCUCGAAAGUACCCUCCAACGAUAGACUGGGUGCGCGACAAAGCAGACGAAGUGAUAAUUGAUUCGAACCAAAUCAUGACCGAGGUUACAGCUGAGGCAUGGAGGAUCGCCGCAAUUAUUUAUUAUCAAUGUCGUCUUCUGAGGUAUGAAUAUGCGAUGAAGGGGAAGAAAAGGUCCUAGGAGGGAGAGAAGUGGACAAGAAGAAGGAAGUUGGAGAUCCAUUGGGAUAAUGGGCGUUGAUUUUGCAACAGCUCAACUCACUCCUUCCCCCUCUGCCGGCUCAACACGGACACUACCUGCUUUCCCUGCCACCCUAUCCUAACUUGCGUUAACGACAGUGGCAAGAGCGCUCGCUGACUGAACCUUCCAUUAGGCUGCCUCGAAAUCACCCGGAAGUUCUUGCCAAUCUUGAUGAUCUUGCCCGUUGCAUACGAAUUAUGCCUACAUCGGGGUCUCACUUUACAGCUCAAGCACCCCUAUUACCAGUGUUUUUCCUGGGCUUACUCGCUACUGAACCUGUACACAAGGAUGUUUCAAUGGAUUGGUUCGAACAAGUGGUUCAAACGCCAGUCCGCAGUAGCGUCCCCCCCUUAUACGACGCGCUUUUGCGCAUCUGGGGGUGGAUUGACAAAGAAGUACAAAUCCCACGAGAUCCAACUGCUCUCCCCAAAUCUAUCGGUAAGAGGUACCCUUGGUGGGAACACCUUGUUGCAAAGGUCCUCGAAGCAGAAGAGGAAACCCUGUGCCUAACCUGACGAAACGCAACGAACAAAACUUUGGUCUGCCCAUCCAUUUUGGGAUUACAAUGCCUUCCCUUACUCGUAAAAAGGUACUGUCCGCAGAUAUUCUCAGCAAUAGUUGCCCGCCUUUUUGGUGAAAAUUCUUUUAGGAAUUAGAUGUGAUAGUAGCGGCCAGCCGCGGAGACAGAUUAGUAACUGACUCCUGAGACGGCACUGUCGGCGUCGUCUCGCUGGUCCUUGCUGUCCUUACGACGAACGAGAUAUUGUCCUGAAAACAAGUCAGUAUGAAAAUCGUAAAAGAAGAGAGAGAAGAAACAAGAAAGAAAGAAAGAAAGAAAGAAGAAAUCACCAGAGGGGAUUAAUAGGAGGGAACUUACGGAACUCCGAUCCUGGGGCCUGCCAGACAUCGAUUACGCUCAGUCCUGCCUUAUAGCACAUGAGGCGCACGUUAUCUUCGCCGUACUUGUGAGAAUCAAACCAGUCGAACUCUUCGCCUUUCUGGAUGAUGCGGCUCAUCUUCUUAAGCUUCACAUCUUUCUUGGCCCGGAAGAAGAAGCGAUGACGAGUAGUGGGCUCAUCCUCCAAUUGCGCGAGGAGUUCCCAAUCCUCCUCACGAAACCAUUCCUCCCCUGCCAGACGAUUGGCAUGCUUGAAGCCAUUCAAGAAGAACUUGUGGUAGAGGUCAUCGCAAGAGUGGUAGGCGUUCCAGAUCUUCUCCUUGUUGUUGGGAAGAGUGUGGCCGUCCAUUCCAAUUAGAAGCAGGUCGUCAGGUCGCAAGGCAUCGGCCCAGAACUUCAGGUGAGCGAGUGCUUCAGGCCAAGGAUCGUUGCAGAGAACCGAACCUAGCGAGAGGAAGAGACGAGGUGUCGAGAUCUUUUGGAUAUAGCUCAUACCAUCGCCAAAGGUACCCCAGAUACCAGCACAGGUCACUGAAGACUCAGGGCUCGGGUGCUGCUCCACGAGGUAUUUGACAUUGUGAUUCAGCGACGAUCUGGAGAUGUCCAAUGCGAGGUACUUGGCGGGAACUUUGUCCCUUUCAAAGGCUGCGAGAAGGUGACCAACCUUGCGAGUGUCACUGGAUGGGGGUCGUGUUAGUAUGGACAGGAUCGAUAAUUGUGACACCAGCUGGGCAUCGCGCAGCAACAUCGGCGCCAUGCUUAUCAAACAAGGCAAUCUCGUCAUGAGUCUGAUAAAAUUCAGGGGUGAAGAUGAUCUGAUUCCAGAUCGGCAACCCGACAUCGUCGUACAGUAAUUCGUCGGGCAGCGUGGGUUUGGAGGUUGGAGAGUAUGGAGCCGUGAGGGCCUCUUGCAAUCGCUUGCCGAUGCCGUCAUACAUGUUGCUGCCGCCGAUAUCGACUACGGCUCCAUGCGCGGGAGCAUCAUUCUUGGGAUCCAUCACGGCAAUCGAAGGACAUCAAUCAAUCCAAGUAUUCGUUUUUCCAAUGUCGUUAUGCAAAAUCGGAGGAGUGUGUGACUAUACUUCCAAGGUUAACAGGGUCCAGCACGCACAAAACAAUUCCACGACUCAGGGUCAACAAUACCACUUAGGAAGAUUCAAGGGGAAAAAAAAAAAAAAGAGCGCUGCGGAACGAUAGGUUACAGCACGGCACGAUACGAUAUGCCAGUGUUGUAUUCAAAAACGGGUUUGUGGAAAGGUAUUGGCGGUUGAGAUCGUCUACAACAAAUCUCGAUGCUAGCGAGUGAAGGAGGAAGAGAUUGCGAUUCAGGACACGCUCUUCCCGAUUUUAUACCCGGCAAGCAGAUGCGAGAAGGCGGUUACUGUGAUUACUACCGCUGUCAAGUUACUGGUAGACACCGGCCACUGCUACCGGCUGUCACUGCUCAAUGGAGACGACCGCCCAGGGAUGAGUCGAAGAAGGGCCGCAGACAUAGGAAUGUGUGAGGGCAAACGAGACAGGCAGGCAGGCAAGGGCCGUGAUAUGAUUUGAGUCGAUCUGAUUCGAGACGAUUCAAAAGAAAAGGAGAGAGAAUUGCCGCUGUGGCAGCGUGGAUCCUGUCUGUUGAAACAAAGCAGUGCAAUGUCUGAUUCUUUUUUUUUUUCCUGUGGUGCCGUUUUGACAGCUCAACGUCAGUACCAGUGCAGUGCAUGCUAGGCAAUGCAGCUUGGUCUGCUGCUGGAUAACACGCCCAUACCCAUAGCUAUACCCCAGCACUUGGAGUGUGUUUGGGUGCGUAAGGUGGUAGAAUAAAAUGGGAUGGAUCUUGGCCAUGUCCCAGACCUGACCAGAAGUGGUUCAUCCUACAUUAGGGCGAGCUCGUGGAGGGUGGCAUUCUCAUGCUUCGACAUUGACAUCCCCACCAUAAGACAUGGGGUUCCGGUAUGUGCUGGGGAAGUUAUCAAGACCCUUGUUUUCGCUCUUUGGAGCUGCCUGCUUUCUUUUUUCUUCUUCCUGUCGGUACUGAAAAUCAAUUUAUAGUGUUGUUUACCUUGUUUCGUGUGUCUCGCUCUCGUAUUAGUCUUACAAGUGCC